AGAACUUUCGGGGGCAGCAGCUCGCAGACAGGCCUCAUUAGAAAUUAUGUUUUUGUAACUUAUCGGGAUAAGUUCAACAUAGCAGUUAAUUACAUUAAUCACAGUCACUGUCGCAGGUAUGCUGGUAACUCAUAGUCAUAGCUGACAGUGAAAGAGACGACAUUGCACUAAUGGCGAGCACAGAUACACCGCCGGACGACCAAGCCAAGACGACAACUGUUCAACAACCAGAAACGUCGGUUGCUGUCUCCAGUGACACCAGCAGUGCUGUGCCAAGGGAAAACAUGAUUUCAACUGCUGUGCGGUUUCUGCAGAACCCUCAAGUCCGCUCGAGUCCCCUUGCACAGAAAAAGGCCUUCUUGGAGAAGAAAGGGCUGACUGCUGAGGAGAUAGAGAUGGCCAUUGAUCGCUCGGGGACCAGGCAAGAUGUGGUAACCGCUGUGGCUCCUGCGCCGGCACCCUCAAACCAGGCCGCGGUCCCCCCACAGGCAGCUCAAAUGCAGCAGCAGCAGAUGGUUCCCUAUGGGCAGCCAGCACCUCCCAGACUGACGAGUUGGAGGGACUACACGGCCCUUGCCAUCAUCAUAGGGGGAGUCAGCUACGGUGUCUACUGGCUCAUUCAGAAGUUCCUGAUGCCUUUCCUGCGGUCUCGCAAGGAGGACCAGGAGCGACUGCAGAAGUUGGAGGCCUCCGUCCAGGAACUCAAUAAAAGCGUCCUGCUGACAGUGGAGAAACUGGACACAGCUGUGACGUCCAUCCAGGGCCUACUGGAACAGCAGCAGACUAAACUGGACAGCCUAACCACCAGCGUAAUGACCAGCAGAGCCAUUACUGGCAGCUCGAACGACAACAGCAACGAGAUCGCCGACGUGAAGGCCGAAAUAACAUCCUUGAAGGGACUACUACUCAACAGGCAUCAGUUCCCAGCUACCCCUCAACCGGCUCCCAUCCCAGCCUGGCAGCGGGUCAGCCCCAACUCGGACUCCACCCUGACGAAACCCCAGGAGACCCAGCCCCCUGCGCAGACCGCUGACCAAGAGACGGCAGGGACGAAAACAGCCGUCACCGCCGACAGCCAGAAUGCCGCGGAAGUGGGGGUGACCAACGGCGACCUUGGUGACUUCAGUCACAGCGAGGUCUUGACUAAUGGCGAUAAAAGCCUCAAUUUGAAUAUUCAUGAAAGUGGGAUAGCCAGGAAGGAUGACUCCUUGGGUCCAAUAGUCAAUCACAUGACUUCAUCUCAGGCAACUUAAAUACCUCUGUUGACCUUUUAUCCAACCACCUGCAACUUGAUAGAGACUCAAGAAAUGAAAAGUACAAUAGAAGGAUCCCAAUCCGACGCUUUUAAUGUCGACCUGUGCACUUCCGCGUUUAAAAACGAGGCUGUAUGUGUCAGCUUCAAUUCUUAAUACGAUCAGACGAUUGAAAGUAGGGAGUCAAGACACAAAAUA
Molecule: messenger RNA, 1451 nt
Organism: Acanthaster planci (crown-of-thorns starfish)
Lineage: Eukaryota; Metazoa; Echinodermata; Asteroidea; Valvatida; Acanthasteridae
Product: peroxisomal membrane protein PEX14-like
Biological process (GO): protein import into peroxisome matrix, docking
Cellular component (GO): peroxisomal importomer complex; peroxisomal membrane
Molecular function (GO): signaling receptor binding
Source: RefSeq, a predicted model, not a curated record